Molecule: messenger RNA, 1643 nt
Organism: Camelus dromedarius (Arabian camel)
Lineage: Eukaryota; Metazoa; Chordata; Mammalia; Artiodactyla; Camelidae
Gene: ZMAT2
Product: zinc finger matrin-type 2
Exons: 6
Coding region: 141-740 (199 amino acids)
Biological process (GO): mRNA splicing, via spliceosome
Cellular component (GO): U4/U6 x U5 tri-snRNP complex; spliceosomal complex
Molecular function (GO): nucleic acid binding; zinc ion binding
Source: RefSeq, a predicted model, not a curated record
GACGAUCCGGUUUUAGGAGCCCUCCAGUCCUUAGCUCGUUUAGAACGCGAGACUCUAAGCUUAUUGGAGGCCAGCUUGCUUUACGGCUCAAGGCCGCUUUUUACGGCAUUUUCCGGCUUCCCAUUCACUUCGCAGUGAAGAUGGCGUCCGGCAGCGGGACAAAAAACUUGGACUUUCGCCGAAAGUGGGACAAAGAUGAGUAUGAGAAGCUCGCCGAGAAGAGGCUCACGGAAGAGAGAGAAAAGAAGGAUGGAAAACCAGUGCAGCCAGUCAAGCGGGAGCUUCUCCGGCAUAGGGACUACAAGGUGGACCUGGAAUCCAAACUCGGGAAGACAAUUGUCAUUACCAAGACCACCCCACAAUCUGAGAUGGGAGGAUAUUACUGCAAUGUCUGUGACUGUGUGGUGAAAGACUCUAUCAACUUCCUGGAUCACAUUAAUGGAAAGAAACAUCAGCGAAACCUAGGCAUGUCUAUGCGUGUGGAACGUUCCACCUUGGAUCAGGUAAAGAAACGCUUUGAAGUCAACAAGAAGAAGAUGGAAGAGAAGCAGAAAGAUUAUGAUUUUGAGGAAAGGAUGAAGGAGCUCAGAGAAGAGGAGGAAAAGGCCAAAGCCUACAAGAAAGAGAAACAGAAGGAGAAGAAAAGGAGGGCUGAGGAGGACUUGACAUUUGAGGAGGAUGAUGAAAUGGCAGCUGUGAUGGGCUUCUCUGGUUUUGGUUCCACCAAGAAGAGUUACUGAGGCUUUCUAUGCCUGGCUUUUUGCUGGGCCUAACUUUGUGUGUGUGGGCAUCAUUUUUUGGGAGGUACUUGGGAAAUCCUUAAGAGUGGCAAUGGGGAGGGCUAGAGGGUGGGUGUUUGUGGUUGCCCUCUGCCUUGGGAGAGAGCACAGGAUGCAGAGGAAUCCUCUGUGGCAUAUUCCUUCAGCCUCAGUAUAUCACUGGAGUCACAGGACCUCUGACCAUCCAAGUUCCCAAUAAAGAAAAACCUCCUCUUCUGAGGCUGCUUUCCUGAAACUCUCCCUGCAUCUUUCCCCCUCUCUUCAUCUCUUCAUUCUCUUAUCUGAACACCCUACAUUUAUCCUGUGUUCUGCCUUUGUUUUAAUUUUGACUCUUGUUUAGCCUACAGCAGAAAGGUUCUCUGGGUCCCCACUUUCCAGUUGAUAACAUAUCCUUGACUGACCCCUGCUUUCCCCAUUCUCCCCUCACUUCCCACCUCCCCCGCCGUGGUUCUCUGGCCACUGUGCAUGCAUGUGUACCUCUGCCUGGGUCAGUGGUGUGUGCAGGUGUGUGUGCAUGAAUCUGUCACAUAGAGGGAGCCUGAGCAAGAGCCUCAGAGCAUUGCUGCCUUGGAGCCUGGUUAUCUCGGCUUCCUCAGAGCAUGUAACAGGAAAUUAAAUGGGAUGAGUGUUUGGUGUGGUAUUUGUCUGCUGAGUUUUUUAACCUUUGUUCUUCAUAUGUAGACUGUUCACCUUUUCCUGUUUGUUUCAUUUUAUUGAGGAUUGUUUUUGUCUUCCUUGUAAGCAGGCUCUUGGAAGAACCUGUUUGAUGCAAAAAAGAAAAAGGAGAAAACCUCAUAUGGGAGCCCUUGGGUCUCAGAGGCUGUUCAACAUGUAUAAUAAAUGGCAUUGACUGGGCCUAUUUCA